UAAACCAAAAGAAGAAGAACAAGAACAAGAAGAAGAAGAACCACUACAUGACCCAGUAGACUUUGCGGUUCGCGAAUCGAGAGAGUUGUGUCGACCUUGGAGUUUGACGUGCGGCAGCAUGGCUAACAAGGAGCCUAAUCGCUUUGUCCAGCAUCUGAGGGAUCUGGCAGGUCGAAUGUCUUCACCUGGUGGCAGAGGGGCAGGAUUAGGACUGAAGCUGCUGCUUGGAGCUGGUGCUUUGGCAUAUGGCAUUAAAGAAGCCACCUUCACAGUGGAGGGAGGUCAGAGAGCCGUCAUCUUCAACAGGAUUGGAGGAAUGCAGAUGGACACUGUUCUGGCUGAGGGGCUGCAUUUCAGGAUCCCUUGGUUCCAGUACCCUAUCAUCUAUGAUAUCAGAGCCAAACCCAGGAAGAUCUCCUCUUUGACUGGGAGCAAAGAUCUUCAGAUGGUAAACAUUGCUGUGCGAGUGUUGUCCAGGCCCAUGGCAUCCAACCUACCAGUCAUGUAUCAACAUCUGGGGAAGGACUACGAUGAGAGAGUCUUGCCCUCCAUUGUCAAUGAGGUCCUCAAGUCUGUGGUGGCAAAGUUUAACGCCUCACAGCUCAUCACACAGAGAGCACAGGUGUCCCUGCUGGUCCGAAGGGAGCUGUUUGAAAGAGCCAAAGACUUUAACAUCAUUCUUGAUGAUGUAGCCAUCACUGAGCUGAGCUUCAGCAGCCAGUACACUGCUGCUGUGGAGGCCAAGCAAGUUGCCCAGCAAGAGGCCCAGAGAGCCCAGUUCUAUGUGGAGAAAGCAAAACAGGAUCAGAAACAGAAGAUCAUCCAGGCUGAGGGAGAGGCUGAAGCUGCCAGAAUGCUGGGCCAGGCAGUAACCAAGAACCCAGGUUACCUGAAGCUGAGGCGAAUUAGAGCAGCACAGAACAUUGCUAAGACGGUGGCAUCAUCUCAGAACAAGGUGUACCUUAAUGCUGACAGUUUGGUCCUGAACUUACAAGACCAGACAUUUUUUAACAA
Molecule: messenger RNA, 1014 nt
Organism: Lates calcarifer (barramundi perch)
Lineage: Eukaryota; Metazoa; Chordata; Actinopteri; Centropomidae
Product: prohibitin-2
Biological process (GO): mitochondrion organization
Cellular component (GO): membrane; mitochondrion
Source: RefSeq, a predicted model, not a curated record